AGCAGGGAAUCGGGUGGUGGGUGGGGUGGGUGAACGUAGCUGUGCUGUGAGGUUAAGGAAUGAUCCAGAAGGCACUGCGAGAGUGAUUACGCGACGGUGCCACCAAAACAAAAAACAAAAACAAAAAAAAAUCUAUGCCGAUUGAACGAACAACCAUGUCGGAGAAGUUCCUGACCGUGCCGCCAUUUGAGUGCGCAUGGAGAGAGGAUUUGAAAUUCCGGGAAGCUGGUAGAGGUUGUGUGGCCUUCGAAGCAUUCGCCUGCAACGAUGUUACACUGGUUUUCCGUGAGAAUGUGGGAAGCCAGGGUUACCAUUAUAAAAGAGAUAGCAGUCCUCACUACACAAUCAUAUUGGGGAGUCACAGGAAUCGAAGACUCAGAAUUGAGGUCAAUGGAAAAACUGUUGUCGACGUGGCAGGGGUUGGUCUUUGCUGCUCUUCCUCCUUUCAGAGUUAUUGGAUCAGCAUCUACGAUGGCUUGAUUAGCAUAGGCAAUGGGAAGUACCCUUUUCAGGAUGUUGUUUUCCAGUGGUUGGAUUCUUAUCCCAAUUGCAAUGUUCAGUAUAUUGGCCUCAGCAGCUGGGAUAAACAUGUUAAGUAUAGAAAUGUUAAUGUUUUGUCCAUGACCCACACUCAUGUGCCCCUCUGGAAGCAUGUUGUUUUCGGUGAUUAUCAAGUUGAGGAUGAAAUUGAUGCAGCAGACUGUUACGAUUACAAGCAUAUGGAUUAUGAUAAAUGGGGGCUCAAAAAUUUCCUCGAGAGUUGGGACUUGUCUGAUGUGUUGUUCAUUGUUGGAGAAGAUGAAAAGCCCGUUCCUGCCCACAAGGCGAUUUUAGCUGCAUCUGGGAACUUUUCUCUGUGCUCUUCCUCCUUUGUCAUCAAAGUACCCACAGUGUCUUAUCCACUUUUCCAUGCACUGCUUCACUAUAUCUACACUGGCUGGACCCAGAUUCCUCCGGAACAACUUGGUUCUUUGAGGGCUUUAAGUCUGCAGUUUGAAGUGAUGCCACUGGUGAAGCAGUGUGAAGAGACUAUGGAGCGGUUUAAGCUAGAUAAGAAGUUGUUGAUGGGUGAGAAUGUGGAGUUAACAUAUCCUUCUAUCCGCCCUCAUUGUUCAACUUUGCCCUCACUUCCUGUCAGCAUUCAGCAACUGAGACAAUUGAAAUUAACAAGCCAGUACGGUGAUGUAAACAUCUACAUCGAAAGUUAUGGUCUCAUUGCACGAGCACAUAAAAUUGUUCUCAGCUUAUGGAGUAUCCCCUUUGCUCGGAUGUUCACAAAUGGAAUGAGUGAAAGCAUGUCCUCGGAGGUUACUUUAAGGGAUGUGCCACCAGAAGCAUUCAUGGCUAUGCUUGACUUUUUAUAUGAUGGGCAAUUGAAUGACAAAGUUUUAGAUUCUGGUGCCUUGUUGCUCCAACUCCUUUUAUUAGCCGAUCAAUUUGGAGUGACUUUUCUUCAACAAGAAUGCUGCAAAAUGCUUUUAGAAUGUCUCUCAGAGGACUCAGUAUGUCCACUCCUCCAAGUGGUUUCUUCAAUCCCAUCAUGUAGACUUGUUAAAGAAACACUGCAGAGGAGAAUUUCCAUGAACUUCGACUAUUAUAUCAGUGCAAGUACUGACUUUGUUUUGUUAGACGAGACGACCUUCAUCAAUAUCAUUAAGCAUCCAGAUCUGACAGUAACAUCUGAAGAGAAAGUUCUUAAUGCAAUAUUAAUGUUUGGCAUAAAGGCAAAAGAGUUGUUUGGGUGGGAAGUGGUGGAUCAAUUAAUAGUAAAUUCAAAACCUGAAAUCCUUUUUGGAGAGAGGCUUCAGUUAAUGUAUGACCUGUUGCCAUUUGUGCGAUUUCCACUUCUACAAUAUUCCUUACUUGAGAAGUUGCAGAAUAGUAACAUUGCCUGGCAUAUUCCUGUUUUCCAAAAUCUAGUUAAUGAGGCUAUCAAUUUUGUUAAAUGUGGGCUGGCAGGGACAGAAAAUGAAGAGAACUUUCAUUGUAGUGUUAGAUUCCAACAUAGACGGUCCAGUUACAGGGAACUCCAGUACAUUUGUGAUGGGGAUGACCAUGGAGUUCUGUACUUUGCCGGCACAUCUUAUGGUGAACACCCGUGGGUUAAUCCUCUUUUGGCAGAGCCUAGGAAAAUUACAAUCACAGCCAGCAGCCCCCAUUCAAGAUACACUGAUCCCAAGGUUUUGGUCUCAAGAACCUACCAGGGAACAUGUUUUGCUGGGCCUCGAUUGGAAAAUGGACAGAACUGUACCUGGUGGAUGGUUGAUCUUGGCCAAGAUCAUCAGCUUAUGUGCAACUACUAUACCCUGAGGCAGGACGGUUCUAAGGCAUUCCCAAGAUAUUGGAAUAUUCAGGGCUCACUGGACGGGAAGAACUGGACGAACUUGAGAGUCCAUGAAAAUGAACGGACUGUAUGCAAACCUGGUCAGUUUGCCUCUUGGCCCAUAAUGGGCCCCAACGCUCUGCUUCCCUUCAGGUACUUUCGGGUUGUUCUCACGGGACCCACCACCGAUGCCACCAAUCCCUGGAAUCUCUGCAUUUGUUAUUUGGAACUGUAUGGCUUCUUCCUCUAAAUGCUUUUGGUUUGGUACCAUGAAGCAUGCCAAUACCAUACUUUCCUGUAAUACAAUUUCAGCUCCUCAUGUGCAUUAUGGUUUGCUUGUUGACUAAAAUAUUUUAAUUGGGUCAUGUAUAAGAGAAUUGCUGUGUAUAAGAGAAAUGAAGUUCCAAAAUUUAACAGUUAAUUGUUUUUUA
This is a messenger RNA of Cajanus cajan (pigeon pea), 2754 nucleotides long. RefSeq names its product BTB/POZ domain-containing protein. The record is from RefSeq and is a predicted model, not a curated record. Gene Ontology annotation, molecular function: protein binding. NCBI's taxonomy places the organism in Eukaryota, Viridiplantae, Streptophyta, Magnoliopsida, Fabales, Fabaceae.